Molecule: messenger RNA, 2151 nt
Organism: Punica granatum (pomegranate)
Lineage: Eukaryota; Viridiplantae; Streptophyta; Magnoliopsida; Myrtales; Lythraceae
Source: RefSeq, a predicted model, not a curated record
CGUCCGAGGUUUGUGUUUGGCUCCGCCCCCAAAUCGAAGGUAGCGUCCACCUUACCCCGGAAAACCUUAUCUACCCGUUCCCCGGCGGCACAAUCUAUCCCGAGCGACUCUAGAGAAGAAGAGCGGUCGUGUUGUUUCUACGUUGAAGAACUGAUUUUGGGUGAUGGGUCAUUUCUUGAAAUCACUGAUUUGGGUUAAAGUGAUGAGUGCGUGGAAAGCUUAUCCAAUGAAUUGAACCGGAUGCUUCUCUUGAAUAGAGCAGAGAGCAAUGGGAUUCCGCAACACUUUGAGCUUGGAAAUCCAAUAUGUCCACUUUGUUAAUGGGAAAGACGAGACAUUCAGGAAGAUUUUACCAAACAGGGUUUCAGUUGAUGAGAGGUGAACUAAAGCCAGGAAGGAACUUUUGAUAUAUUAUGGGAUGAAAGGAACAAAAUCUCAUUAAAUUAUUGGGAAGAUUACUUCUUCCAUUUUAAUGGACGAGUACGCUGUUGCUACCGUUUGUCCGGAUUGUCUACAUCCCGAGUUUGGUUGGGGUGGUUAUGCUUGCAAGCAUUCCAGUACUAGCAGCAUGUAAGGAAAAGCAAGCUCAAAUGGGUGAUCUUUGCAACUGACAGUAUUUCUGUUAUUUGUCCAUAGUAAGUAUGGGCCUCGAGGCUCGGACUGCCAAUGAUCGCCUGAGGACUGUUUGGACACCUGAGAUGGACCGGUACUUCAUCAAUCUUAUGCUGGAGCAGGUCAGCAGAGGGAACCGAAUUGAUGACAACUUGUUCAGCAAGCGAGCCUGGAAGCACAUGUUAAUGCUGUUCAACGCGAAAUUCAAAUCCAACUAUGAGAAGGAUGUCCUUAAGAACCGCCACAAGUCUCUAAGGAACCUCUACAGGGGUAUCAGGAAUCUCCUGGACCAGACUGGUUUCUACUGGGACGAGACCCGACAGAUGGUGACCGCUGAGAAUAACGUCUGGGAUGAGUACAUCAAGGCACAUCCUGAUGCCCGCUCGUACAGAAUCAAGAGCAUUCCAUAUUACAGAGAUUUAUGUCUGAUUUAUGGAAAUUCAUCAUGUAAACAGAAAGCUAAUGUGGAGUCAGAGUCAGAGAUGUCAUCACAUUCGUUAGAUGCUGAAAUAGUCGCACCUAUCAACCCUGAUGGCAUCACAGAUGGAAGCAUGGACUCGCUAAAUGAUAUCGCUAUUGAUGAGGACUUCAGUAUUUCUCUUCCUGAUGGAGUCUCUGGAGCUCCAUUGAAUGUGAGAACCAGUACAAGCAGCCGUACCCGGACCUACUGGGAGCCUCCGAUGGACCGCUACUUUAUUGACCUCAUGAUGGAUCAAAUGCGGAGAUGCAACCAGGUAGAUGGCAUUUUUGUAAAACAGGCAUGGAGUGAGAUGAUUGACUCGUUCAAUGCUAAGUUCGGGUUUGGCUAUGAGGUGGAUGUCCUGAAAAACCGAUACAAGACCCUCAGGCGGCAGUAUAAUGUGAUAAGGAAUCUGCUAGAACUGGACGGUUUCUCGUGGGAUGAUUCUCGGCAGAUGGUGAUUGCCGACGAUUAUGUUUGGCAGGACUAUAUCAAGGCACAUACAGAUGCACGGCAGUUCAUGACCCGGCCAGUCCCUUACUACAAGGACCUGUGCAUGAUAUGCCGUGACCUGAGCGCUGAUGAUCGGGAACUCCUUUUGGCCAGAAGUGUAGAUGAACCACGAGCUGAAGAUCAGCAGGCAUCAAAGGAGUGUCCAUCAUCUUCUCCAUCAAAUCCGGGAGAAGAACAGAGGGACAGCUCGGAAGUACCACUGAAAACGAGCUCGAGGAAGCAUUCAUUGGACCAGGACGAUCAAGAAAGGCAAGAGAAACGGUUCAACGGAACGCCGAUCUCGGUUACACCUUUGUUGGAUGUAAGGAAAGAGGACGAGGGCCAAAACUCAAUCCCAGUCGAGGCUGUAGUUGAGGCUGUCCAGGCACUGCCGGAUAUGGACGAUGAGCUCAUACUGGAUGCAUGUGACUUCCUUGAGGAUGAUAAUAAGGCUAAGACAUUCAUGGCUUUGGGUGUUAAACUGCGAAAGAAGUGGUUAAUACGAAAGCUUCGCCCUGACUUGUAGAUGCACAUUUCACUACUCUUUUGCAGACCAAUAUAUUGACAUACCGCUUGAUCUGAGCAAA